GCGGGCACUCCUGCUUUUGUCCUUAUUUGUGCAGAGCUUAGCCCAAUGUCCAGCAUACAGUAAGUGCUUAAUAAGUGCUUGCUGUCUGACUGAAAGAGUUGAAUGAAAAUGAAAAAAAGCAUUUAUUCAAAGCACCUGCCGUGCCUGGGAGUCCAGAGCGACGCCUUCUGGGACCACCCAGUAGAGAGAGACGCCAUAGGUCGGGGAUGGAUUGGAGUCACACGAAGGGGCCUGGCAGUGGAGCCCGGGGAGCUCCCCUAGUCUCGCCUUUCCGGAAGGAUGCCUUGAGGAAGUGGGGAGUUGGGAGGUUCCUUCCAUCUCUGCCCGCUGAUGACUCUGAACCGGCUCUUUUAUCCUCCCUGUCCUCCAGCCGGGGACCCCUCCAGUCAAGGGGACCUCCAGCAGGAGGAGACCAGGGGCUGACAUGUCCUACAAAGGUGAGAGGGGGAAGGGAGCUGGCCAACCGGGAGCCACGGCCGAGUCCCUUCGUUCUGGAUAAAGGGCCUGUCUCUGGCCCAUGGCGGUCAUGGCAUCGGGGGGUUAUGGCAUCUGGGGAGACAGCUUAGAGACAACUUAGUGACAGACGGAAAAAGCAAAGCUGGCUUUGGAUCCGAGGCAGAGGCUCAUCGGCAAAUCUCUCAUCCCAUUGUUGUCUCUUCCCCGGUUCUGAGCUACAGGCCCAUUUUGUUGAUCCGAGGCUCCUUAUCUCUAAAAUGGAGCUACUGAGAGCUGCUACAUCACUGGGUUGUUGCUCUUGACCGCCCUCCGGCGCCCCCUCCCGGCCCGGCCCUUGCUCUAAGAUGGCCAACUUCACCCCUGUCAACAGCAGCUACGGCAACCAGUCGGACCAGUCGGUGCAGGCCAUGCCGGCGGCCCCCAACCGCUACGAGACGGUGGAGAUGGUGUUCAUCGCCACGGUGACCGGCUCGCUGAGCCUGGUGACGGUCGUGGGCAACAUUCUGGUCAUGCUCUCCAUCAAGGUCAACCGGCAGCUGCAGACGGUCAACAACUACUUCCUGUUCAGCCUGGCCUGCGCCGACCUCAUCAUCGGGGCCUUCUCCAUGAACCUCUACACCGUGUACAUCAUCAAGGGCUACUGGCCACUGGGGGCCGUGGUCUGCGACCUGUGGCUGGCUCUGGACUACGUGGUCAGCAACGCCUCGGUGAUGAACCUGCUCAUCAUCAGCUUCGACCGCUACUUCUGCGUGACCAAGCCCCUGACCUACCCCGCGCGGCGCACCACCAAGAUGGCGGGCCUCAUGAUCGCCGCCGCCUGGGUGCUGUCCUUCGUGCUCUGGGCCCCGGCCAUCCUCUUCUGGCAGUUCGUGGUGGGCGAGCGGACGGUGCCGGACAACCAGUGCUUCAUCCAGUUCCUGUCCAACCCGGCGGUCACCUUCGGCACGGCCAUCGCGGCCUUCUACCUGCCCGUGGUCAUCAUGACCGUGCUCUACAUCCACAUCUCCCUGGCCAGCCGCAGCCGGGUCCACAAGCACCGCCCCGAGGGGCCCAAGGAGAAAAAGGCCAAGGGCCUCUCCUUCCUCCGCAGCCCCCUCAUGAAGCAGCCGAGCGGCAAGAACCCGAGCCGGAAGCCGGCGGAGGCCGCCAAGGAGGAGAUCCGCAACGGGAGGCUGGAGGAAGCCCCUCCCCCGGUCCUGCUGCCGCCCCGGCCCCCCGAGGACAAGGACACGUCCAACGACUCCAGCUCGGCCAGCGUCACCCAGAACACCCGGGAGCGGCCCCCCACCGAGGGCUCGACGGCCGAGACCGGCUGCAGCCCGUCCACCCCGCUGCCCCCGCGCCCCCGGGCGCUCAACCCGGCCUCCAAGUGGUCCAAGAUACAGAUCGUCACGAAGCAGACGGGCAACGAGUGCGUGACGGCCAUCGAGAUCGUCCCCGCCACGCCGGCCGGCCUGCGCCCGGCCGCCAACGUGGCCCGCAAGUUCGCCAGCAUCGCCCGCAACCAGGUGAGGAAGAAGCGGCAGAUGGCGGCGCGGGAGAGGAAGGUGACGCGGACCAUCUUCGCCAUCUUGCUGGCCUUCAUCGUCACCUGGACGCCCUACAACGUCAUGGUGCUGGUCAACACCUUCUGCCAGAGCUGCGUCCCCGACACCGUCUGGUCCAUCGGCUACUGGCUCUGCUACGUCAACAGCACCAUCAACCCCGCCUGCUACGCCCUCUGCAACGCCACCUUCAAGAAGACCUUCAAGCACUUGCUCCUGUGCCAGUACAGAAACAUUGGUACUGCCAGGUAAGUGGGCGCGGGCCCCGCGGACGGGGACGCCCACCGCCCGGCCCACCCGGAGCAGCCCCAGGCUGAGCCGUCGCCGGAGCGGAAACCCAAGGCCCGGUCCUCACGUUAUCCCUGGUCCCCGGCCCCCACGGCGGGUAGGGCCCACCCGCCCGAGCUGCUGCCGGAACCAAGGCGGACUGGGCUCCAGGACGGUUCUGUGGAUUCUUCUCAGGACUCCGAGAAAGGCCCGGACCCGACAGACCUCUGGGCAGAAGGGGCCGGGGGCCCUUGAGAGGGGAGGGGGGGCCUCAAGGGAGGGAAGGAAGGGAACCAGUCCCUGACACUUCAAGGAGGACGGAACACCUGGGGACUAGAGGAGGCGGCGCUGACCAAGGUGCUGCGGUCACAGGGGAAGCUCUGGCCAAAGCCGGUCCUCAGGAAGGCCCGAGGAGGGAGGGGGAGAUCGGGCUGCGGCUGCAGGGGGAACAGCCCUGACCCCGCCGUGUCCAUGGGACUGCCUGCCCUUUACCCACCUGCAUGCAGGGCUCCGCCCGACCCUCCAGCUUCCUCCGCAAAAUCCCACUCCCCCCUCUGCAGCCUGGCCACUGGGUCCCCCCCCCCAGGCCAUGGACUCCGGAUGGGGCGGCUGAGCCCGAGCUUGCCUUGUCCCCCCAUCUCCUCCCCGGCUGCAGCUCCCCCCCCCCAAUGGCUUCUGGUCUUUGGGCCAAAGGGAGGCUCUGUUACUUGUGGCCCUCCCCGCUUAGGACAGGCCGAAUCCAGAGGCUAAUGAGGCUCAGAGGGAAGUGAGGGAAGGGCAGCCCCGGGGACAAGGAAGGGGCCUCCGGGCCCACACCCGUGGCCUCCCCCUGAAACACACUCCCGCUGCAGUGGGACCGGGAAGGCUAGGGAGUGAGAGAGAGAGAGAGAGAGA
Antechinus flavipes (yellow-footed antechinus) is the source of this 3161-nucleotide messenger RNA. It is a transcript of the gene CHRM4, whose product is annotated as cholinergic receptor muscarinic 4. Lineage: Eukaryota; Metazoa; Chordata; Mammalia; Dasyuromorphia; Dasyuridae. Bases 801 to 2252 code for a protein of 483 amino acids. The record is from RefSeq and is a predicted model, not a curated record. The transcript has 2 exons. Gene Ontology annotation, biological process: adenylate cyclase-inhibiting G protein-coupled acetylcholine receptor signaling pathway; regulation of locomotion; G protein-coupled receptor signaling pathway, coupled to cyclic nucleotide second messenger. Gene Ontology annotation, molecular function: G protein-coupled acetylcholine receptor activity; G protein-coupled serotonin receptor activity. Gene Ontology annotation, cellular component: plasma membrane; synapse; dendrite.